AAAUUUGGCCCCUUUGCAGGGGAGAAGAGAAUGCCUCAGGAACUGGAUGAGGACACAGAUUGCAGGCUCAUGUGGGAGGUUCGUGGGAGUAAAGGCGAAGUCCUUUAUAUCUUGGAUGCAAGCAAUCCACGCCAUUCUAAUUGGCUGCGUUUUGUCCAUGAGGCUCCCUCACAGGAACAAAAGAACCUGGCAGCCAUCCAGGAAGGGGAAAAUAUUUUCUAUCUGGCCGUGGAAGAUAUUGAAACAGACACAGAACUUCUGAUUGGCUACUUGGACAGUGACAUGGAAGAAGAGGAAGAGGAGGAAGAAGAGGUCACUGUUAUCCAGGAAGAUGAAGACAGUAACAACAACAAAGAAGUACAACCAGUUGGUGAAAAAAGUGCAGAUCCCCUCAGCUGUAAAGAGGACCAUGCAUGCCCAAACUGUGAAUCCAGUUUUGCCAGCCAGGAGAUCCUAGCUGAACAUCUUCAGACAUUGCACCAAAAACCCAGUGAAGAGAAGGAAUUUAAGUGCCGAAACUGUGGAAAGAAAUUCCCUGUUAAACAAGCUCUACAGAGACAUGUACUUCAAUGCACAGAGAACAUCAGCCCAGGAGACUCUUCAAGAAGUUUUCAGUGUUCUGUUUGCAAUACUUCCUUCAGCUCAGAAUCGAGUUAUGAACAGCACAAAGAGGCAUGCAGAGGGGAUGCCAGGUUCAUAUGCAAGGCAGACAGCUGCGGGAAGAGGUUCAAGAGUAAGGAUGCCCUGAAAAAACAUAAGGAAAAUGUUCACAGUGGAAAUUCUAGGAAGAAGCUGAUGUGUUCAGUGUGCAAUAAGAAGUGUUCCUCAGCAACAAAUCUCCAAGAACAUCGAAAGGUUCAUGAGAUCUUUGAAUGCCAAGAAUGUGAUAAGAAAUUUAUUUCAGCUAAUCAACUAAAGCGCCAUAUGAUAACUCAUUCAGAACAGGUACAGCACAGACAACAGCACUGCGAGCUUCCCCACAGUGUCUCAUCAAUAUGUCUCAACCCUGUUCUGGAGGAACCACCUAUUGAGACCCAUUCUGAAGAGAGACCGUUCCAGUGUGAAGAAUGCAAGGCUUUGUUCCGAACCCCAUUCUCUCUACAAAGACAUCUGCUAAUUCAUAAUAGUGAGAGGACCUUCAAGUGUGAUCAUUGUGAUGCUACCUUCAAAAGAAAGGACACAUUAAAUGUUCAUAUUCAAGUUGUCCACGAUGGUCAUAAGAAAUAUAAAUGUGAUCUAUGUGCCAAAGCUUUUGUGACACCCUCUGUUCUAAAAAGCCAUAAGAAAACUCACACAGGAGAAAAAGAGAAAAUUUGUCCAUAUUGUGGACAGAAGUUUGCAAGCAAUGGAACACUGAGAGUUCAUAUUCGAAGCCAUACAGGUGAGCGUCCUUAUCAGUGUCCUUACUGUGACAAAGCUUUCAGCAAGAAUGAUGGAUUAAAGAUGCAUAUUCGCACUCACACAAGGGAAAAGCCGUACCAAUGUUCUGAGUGCAACAAGGCUUUCAGUCAGAAGCGCGGCCUCGAUGAGCACAUGCGAACCCACACUGGAGAGAAGCCUUUUCAGUGUGAUGUUUGUGAUCUGUCCUUCAGCUUGAAGAAGAUGCUGAUCCGACACAAGCUGACUCACAACCCCAAUCGCCCGAUGGCAGAGUGCCAGCUUUGCCACAAGAAGUUUACAAGAAAUGAUUACCUCAAAGUGCACAUGGAAAAUGUACAUGGGGAAACUGACAGCUAAUUACAGCUUGCACAGGAAAACUAGUUCUCAUGUUCCAAAGUGCUCCGUUUGUACAUGUACCGACUCCAGGUUUCUCACCUGACCAGUGAACGUAGUCAGGAGAAACAACUGUAAUGUC
Messenger RNA from Tinamus guttatus (white-throated tinamou), 1855 nucleotides. Lineage: Eukaryota; Metazoa; Chordata; Aves; Tinamiformes; Tinamidae. The record is from RefSeq and is a predicted model, not a curated record.